Molecule: messenger RNA, 1701 nt
Organism: Plasmopara halstedii
Lineage: Eukaryota; Oomycota; Peronosporomycetes; Peronosporales; Peronosporaceae
Product: b9 domain-containing protein 2
Exons: 5
Coding region: 1-1701 (566 amino acids)
Biological process (GO): cilium assembly
Cellular component (GO): MKS complex
Source: RefSeq, a predicted model, not a curated record
AUGUCGGGCCUACGUGCCGCUGCCCGCUAUGCUUUAAACGCAUCCCAGCGCUCACUGCGCCCGUCGGAGUCUGCAGCACACCGUGCCUUCAUGUCGACUCGCGCAUCCGAUACCCUUUUUCAGACGCCGUCUUUCUCUAUGCCGGAAGACUUCUCGCUCAAGUACCCGCGUGCAGACCCGUCACACAUGUGGAAAGUAGGGUCGUUUCCCUUACAGAUAAAGCCCAAUGAAUAUGAAGAAGGUGUUCUUAUCUGCUCGGAGGAUUUGUGGGAUACGUCUGGCAUGCUCAGCUCUCUGUACGAUAAUCUUCCGUUGCGUGAAGCCAUCAACGAGGAUGUAGACUUUCUCUUACGUCAAAUGGACGGCUACCUUGCAGACAGUGUGCUUAAGAAACGGCGAAAGAAAAUGAGCAAGCACAAACAUCGUAAGCGCAGGAAAGCGCUGCAGUUUGAUCGUGAUAAAACAGCGUCUUUUCGCAAUGCUGAAGAAACUAGCGUCGCCAAGGAAGCAACCUACGCCUGCUUUAAUGCACCAGAUGUUACUAAUUUAGCGAGGAUAUCAGAAGAAAAUUCAAAGCCCAAGGGAAGUGAAGCCAAAAUAAAGAAUAAAAAGAAUGCUGCUAUAACAAAAGCGACAGCUGAAGGUACUGGAAACGAGGCACACGUAGCUGACAAUGCUUUCAAAGCGCCGUCCACAUCGCCUGAGAAGAUGAUUACAAGCAAACAAAAGCAAGAAGCACUUUUAGAAUCCGAUAAUGAAGACAAAAAGAAGGCUUCUUCAAUUUUAACGAAAAAACAGAAGAAAUUUUCGAAGGCCAGAUUGAAACGCAAGCUUGACGACCAAAUUCAAGAGGUCAUAACUUACGACAAAAACAUAGAAAAGGAACCGCUCACGCUAUCAAAUAGUGAUAUCAAAGCCGAGCCGACAAUGCGUGACUUUCAGUGGAAAAUUCCCGAUUUAAAAUUGUCAGACAAUCUCGAAGCAUUGAGGAGCCAAAACAAGCGCAUUGAGUCAUUUUACGAGGAGAAAACAUUGGAGCCAAAACAGGAAUCGUCUUCGUCCACUAAUGUUAACAAUGUUAAUAAUGCUCAUUUUCCAUCACGUGUUCGAUCUGAAAAAGGCAGAAGUGAUAAGGCCUUAUUGACACCCGGUGGCACCGGCAGUAGUGAUAGUGACCAAGAAAGUCAACUUAAUGUGUUGUCACCCUUGCGUCGACACAAAGCAGAGUUCGACAAAAACUACCCAGCUUCAGAUGAUCCAUUUAGCACGGACCGACACCAACAAAGAAUUGCGCAACUCGAUGUACCCCCCGCUUACCAGCCUGAAGUGCAUUUAAUUGGUGAAAUUGUCAGCGGCCACGGAUUUGGGACUGAUGGGGGCAUAACUUGUAAGUGGCGGAUCGAGUAUGGUGGUAGGUGGAUCCACAUUGCUGGAGACCAAUUUGGCCAAACGCAAUUGGACUACCCGUCAAUAGCACCAUGGUCAGCUGAUUCAAAUGUAGUUGUGUGGUCUCACCCGAUUGACUUGCACUUUGCGACAUCGGCGUUUCAAGGAUGGCCUAAGUUGCUUUUCCAAGUGUGGCGAGCAGACUCAAGCAUGGAGUUGCAUGUGGCUGGGUACGGUUUCGUGUCAGUGCCAUUUGCUGCCGGUCAGCACAAAUUAUUCUUGGAUACACCCCCGAACUUAAAAGCGACGACGUAA